CGUUCUUUGGCUCCCUUCAUCAUCCCGACUUUUGCAAGCUGAAAUUGGAAGAAAUUUCCUUUUUGUUUCAUUCUACAAUUACAGCUUAAGAUGUCUUAUUCAUGAGCCUUCUCUCCUUCUUACCACUCGCGCCUGCUCUCCUCUUCCAUCUUGAGCCACAACCAUCGGAGUUCUCGUGAAACGUAUAUCUCUCUCUCUCGAAGAUAAUGCUCUUGUGGCUCACCAUUUUCUGUUAUGGUUUUUGUUUUCUUUUAGAGCUGCUGCAUGUGUGGAUUCCUUCAGCAGAUUUGUUUCUUGCUUUGCUAUUGUUUCAAGUGUAAUGAUCCAUAAUUGCUUUUCAGUUGAAUUCCCUAUUUUUUUUGUGGCCAGAGGCUCUUAUCGGGUCUUUAUAUCUGGUGUCUGUUGUAUAAAUUUGAUUAGGUCAAGUGAAAAGUUCUGAAUUUGCAAUCUUGAAUUAUCUCCGGUGGAAUUUCUCAACUUCCAAUAUCCUUUUUUUUUUCUUGUUGUACUAUUGAAUAGGUUUUUCUUACCGUUUCUUAUAAUCCAUUCUUCUCUCUGCAAGUUGACUCCUUUUCUUUCUCUCUCUCUCUCUUUUCCCUUCUGUAUCUGCUACAUCUUUACUUGUUUAAGCAAUACUUCAGUGUAUUUAUUUCAUGGAUUUCUUUGCUUUUGCUUCCUUCUUCCAACUCUAACAGUUACAUAACCGUUACUGAAAGAUUGUUGUUGUUGUUGUUUUCUCUUCAGCGAGUUAUGUCGUUUAUUUACCUUGUAUAUCUAGUGUAUAAAAUUUAGUCCUUUUGCUUUCUUGCUAUUAACUGAGGAGAAAAGCUCUGAACUUUCCAUCCCCUUUAUUAAUUUCUUUGAUGGGUUUUUCAUUCAGUUCCUUCUAAUCCUUUAUUCGCCCUGCAAUUUUAUCCUUUCCUAUCUCUUUAUACUUGUUUCGGUUGCAAUAUCUUAAAUGUCUCCUUCGUAUCUCCCUCUCCAUUGGGAGAGUACUGGAGACAAGUGGUGGUAUGCUUCACCCAUAGACUUGGCAGCAGCCAACGGCUACUAUGAUCUUGUUCGUGAGCUCCUCCAUCUUGACAUGAAUCUCCUAAUCAAGCUCACCUCCCUUCGCCGGAUCCAGCGGCUUGAGGCUCUAUGGGAUGAUGGCAACCACCUUGUUCAUGCUGCUAAAUGCCAAUCCAUUGUUGCCCACAACCUCCUACUUGAAUGUGAAACCAAGAACAACAAGAACAGCCUAAUUCAAGCAGGAUACGGGGGGUGGCUUCUAUACACUGCAGCUGCAGCUGGUGACAAUGGCUUCGUCCAAGAGCUACUUGAGAGAGACCCACUUUUAGUAUUUGGAGAAGGCGAAUAUGGUGUCACCGAUAUGCUCUACGCAGCGGCGAGGAGCAAGAACAUUGAGGUGUUCAAGUCUAUAUUUGAUCGUGCGAUAUCUCCUAGGUGUUUGGAUGGUGAGGGAGGAGGAAGUGAAGAGGCAUUAGAGAGUGGGAGGGAUAAAGUUUCAUUUUUUAGAUGGGAGAUAGUUAACAGGGCAGUUUUCGCCGCUGCAAAGGGAGGGAACUUGGAAGUAUUGAAAGAGCUUCUUAUGGAGAGUUUGGAUGUUUUGGAUUAUAGAGACAACCAAGGAGCUACCAUCUUGCAUGCUUCAGCAGGAAGAGGGCAAGUUGAGGUAGUUAAAGAUCUCCUGGAAACAUUCAACAUCAUUGAAAGCAGAGACAAUCGAGGCAACACAGCACUGCAUAUUGCUGCGUUUAGAGGACAUCUACCAGUUGUUGAGGCCUUGAUUUCUGCAUCGACAUCUUUGUCUCAUUUAAAGAACAAUGAUGGUGACACUUUUUUCCACUUGGUUGUAGCAAGCUUUCAAAUGUCUGGCUUUCGAUGCCUUGACCGCCAAAUGAAGCUGGUGCAACAACUGAUUUCCGGCAACAUCGUAAACGUUCAGAACAUCAUCAACAUACAGAACAACAAUGGAAGAACAGCUCUCCAUGUUGCAGUGAUUGGUACUUUGCACUCUGACCUUGUUGUGCUCCUUAUGGCCAUUCCCUCGAUUGACAUUAAUGUUCAGGAUAUCAAUGGCAUGACUCCGCUCGACCUGCUCAACCGACAAGUCGGUUCUUCCACAUCGAAUUUACUGAUCAAGAAGUUUGUUUCAGCUGGCGGGAUUCUGAAUUCGAAUGGCCCAAGCAUUGAAUCAGGGAUGUCUUCACUGUUGAAAGUGCAAUCUGGCACAGGAAACAGCCCAGGCUCUUCCUUCAGAAUCGCAGAUUCGGAGGAGAUUUUCUUAUACGCAGGAAUUGAGGGAGCUGAGGCCAGUGGGAGGCUACUAAGCUCAUGCUCCAGUAUCAGCAAGAGUGAGAGUGAGGAUCAUACAAACAAGAAGAAACCUUCAAGCUCUCUUAAUGCUGCAGCAAGGAAACUCAGAAUUCUCCUCAGAUUGCCGCUUCAUAAAGUGAAGAAGAUUGAUGAUGACUGUCAUGAUUCAAUGAGCUCUGUAACAAAAUGGAGCGAAGGGGAGGAGAUACCUACACCCCUCAGACAAACUUACUCCAACGGGACCUCCUCUCUCGUGAACAAUAAGCGAACGGUUGCGGUAAGGACAUCAGUGCCUAGCCCAGCCACAAAGAAGAAAUUUGCAGCAAGCUUAAUCCAUGGAGUCUUCCAAGAAAGGCCACAGCUAGCUCCUUAUUCACAACCACAGACUCCAGUGAGCUCCUUUCCCUGCUCUCAGGUCUCAUCACCAUUGUCAGAGAAGCAGAAGGUUGUUUAUGUCGACAAUGAGAAGAUCAUGAAGACCACACUCAAUCACUUUGUUUAUAGUCACAUUACAAAGGCUUCAUCAAAGAAAUUAAGUUUGAUAAAUUCGAAGUUUAUGAAUAAAUUCUUCUGUGUUGAGGCAAAUGGCCUGGAAAUAAAGAACUCAUCAGCCAGAAUGACCCUUGGUCGCUGUGUUCCUCCUGAUGGUUGAUGAAGAAAUCAGGAAUGUAUGAUUUGAAUUUGGGAUCAAAUAGGAAGAGCAAAUCUGAAGUUGUGAAAGAUACAUGGCAAGGUUUUUCCUUUUUUUACAAAGCUGAAAAGUAUAGGCAAAUGUAAAGUCCUUUUGAGUGAGAAUUUGUAUUUGAUCUACAGCUCCCUGUUGCUAACUUUGAACCCCCUUGAAUCCUACAAGUUGACCUUGUUUUCUUUGUUAGCUAUCCUAUUUUUAUCUAUAAGAUCCAUAUUUUUAUUUCA
This is a messenger RNA of Dendrobium catenatum, 3234 nucleotides long. RefSeq names its product serine/threonine-protein phosphatase 6 regulatory ankyrin repeat subunit B-like. Gene Ontology annotation, molecular function: protein phosphatase 1 binding; protein phosphatase regulator activity. The record is from RefSeq and is a predicted model, not a curated record. The transcript is spliced from 2 exons. The coding region runs from base 959 to 2971 and encodes 670 amino acids. NCBI's taxonomy places the organism in Eukaryota, Viridiplantae, Streptophyta, Magnoliopsida, Asparagales, Orchidaceae. Gene Ontology annotation, cellular component: plasma membrane.